Messenger RNA from Chanos chanos (milkfish), 3050 nucleotides. It is a transcript of the gene pwp2h, whose product is annotated as PWP2 small subunit processome component. Gene Ontology annotation, molecular function: protein binding. Gene Ontology annotation, biological process: ribosomal small subunit assembly; maturation of SSU-rRNA from tricistronic rRNA transcript (SSU-rRNA, 5.8S rRNA, LSU-rRNA). Gene Ontology annotation, cellular component: small-subunit processome; Pwp2p-containing subcomplex of 90S preribosome. The record is from RefSeq and is a predicted model, not a curated record. Bases 74 to 2884 code for a protein of 936 amino acids. The transcript is spliced from 21 exons. NCBI's taxonomy places the organism in Eukaryota, Metazoa, Chordata, Actinopteri, Gonorynchiformes, Chanidae.
AAGAGGUCCACACGUGAAUAUAUUUACAAUUUUGAUGAGAAUAGUGGACCGUUAGAAGUCACGGGAAAGCACAAUGAAGUUUGCUUACAAGUUUUCCAAUUUACUGGGGGCUGUUUAUCGCCGCGGGAACCUCACUUUCUGUAAAGACGGCAAUUCGGUGAUCAGUCCUGUAGGAAACCGCAUUUCUGUCUUCGACCUGAAGAAUAACAAGUCAGAAACUUUGCCUGUCUCCACUACUAAGAACAUCACUUGCGUCGGCCUGUCUCCUGACGGGAAUCUUGCCAUACUUGUGGACGAAGAUGGAGCAGCGCUAUUGGUCAGUUUGGUGACCAGAGCCGUGCUUCACCAUUACCACUUUCACAAGCCAGUCCAGAGCGUACGCUUCUCUCCAGACGGCAAGAAGUUUGUGAUUACAAAGGAGAAUGUAGCCCUGAUGUACCAUGCCCCUGGAAAACAACGUGAAUUCAACGCUUUUGUUCUGGAUAAGAGUUACUUUGGACCUUAUGAUGAGACAACCUGCAUUGACUGGACAGACGACUCCAAGUGCUUUGCAGUGGGAAGCAAAGACAUGACCACAUGGGUGUUUGGAGCAGAGCGAUGGAUCAAUCUGAUCUACUAUUCUCUGGGUGGCCACAAGGACAUCAUAGUCAACUGCUUCUUUGAGAAGGACAGUCUCGACCUGUACACUGUGAGUCAGGAUGGUACGCUUUGUAUCUGGGAGAGCAACACCGAGUUAGACGGCUUGCUAAAGGGACCCAAGUAUUCAGAACGCAAGAAGAAAGAGCGAGAGAGGAAAAAAAGAACAGAAGAAGAAGAGGAGCAGGAGGAGGAAGAUGAAAUGGAGGAGUUGGGAGAGGACGGAGAGAAGAGGUCAGAGGUCAUUAAGGGGAGUGCCGACGCACCGGAGGAACAGGAGGGUGUCAAGAACGUCCGCUACAAACAGAAAAGCAAGCAUUUCUUCAACAAAGAGGGCGACUUCAACAAACUGACAGCCGCUGCAUUCCACAAGAACACACACAUUCUGGUGACUGGCUUCGCUUCCGGUGUCUUCCACCUGCACGAACUUCCCGAUUUUAACCUCAUCCACUCACUAAGUAUCUCAGAUCAAAGGAUUUCCACCAUAGCAGUUAACAGCACUGGAGACUGGAUCGGCUUUGGCUGCUCAGGACUGGGCCAGCUGCUGGUCUGGGAGUGGCAGAGUGAGUCCUACGUCUUCAAACAGCAAGGACACUUCAACAACAUGGCCUCUCUGGCCUACUCCCCUGAUGGACAGUAUUUAGUUACCGGAGGGGAUGAUGGGAAAGUGAAAGUAUGGAACACGAACAGCGGCCUGUGUUUCGUCACUUUUACCGAACACACCAGCAGCAUCACCAGCGUCACCUUCACCUCCAGCGGCUUCGUCGUUGUCAGCGCCUCCUUGGACGGCACCGUCAGGGCCUUCGACCUCCACAGAUACCGUAACUUCCGGACCUUGACAUCACCGCGGCCGGCCCAGUUCUCCUCCCUGGCCGUGGACGCGAGCGGGGAGCUGGUGUGCGCAGGCGCUCAGGACUCGUUUGAAAUCUUCCUCUGGUCCAUGCAGACAGGUCGACUGCUGGAGGUGCUGAGUGGGCACGAGGGACCGGUCAGCGGCCUGUGCUUCUGUCCAGUGCAGUCGGUUCUGGCCAGUGUGUCCUGGGACAGGACAGUCAGGCUUUGGGACAUGCUGGACAGCUGGCAGACCAAAGAGACUCUCCGCCUCACGUCCGACGGACUGGCGGUAACAUAUCGGCCAGACGGGCAGGAGCUGGCGGUAGCCACCCUGGACGGAGAGAUCUCCUUCUGGAACCCUCAGUCAGCCACGCAGACCGGCUCUAUCGCCGGACGCCACGACCUGCAGACGGGCCGCAAAGAGACAGACAAGAUCACCGCCAAGCAGUCGGCCAAGGGCAAGUCUUUCACGUCCCUUUGUUACUCAGCGGAUGGCGAGUCCAUUCUGGCAGGUGGCCAAUCCAAGUUCGUUUGUAUCUACAGCAUCAAAGAGCAAAUCCUCAUGAAGAAGUUUGAGAUCUCCUCCAAUCUGUCUCUGGACGCUAUGGAGGAGUUUUUGGACCGGCGGAAGAUGACGGAGUUUGGCAGUGUGGCGCUGGUGGAUGAGGGGGUGGGUGACGGUGACGGUGUAGAACUCAGUCUGCCUGGAGUCAGGAGAGGUGAUAUGAGCUCACGCCAUUUCAAACCAGAGAUUCGGGUUACCUCUCUCCGGUUCUCCCCCACUGGACGCAGCUGGGCAGCAACGACCACCGAAGGUCUGCUGAUCUACUCACUGGACACAUCCUUGGUCUUUGACCCUUACGACCUCGAUUUGGAUGUCACUCCCGCAAGCGUGCGUCAGCAGCUGAGGCGAAAAGAGUGGACGUCGACCAUCAUGUUAGCUUUUCGACUUAACGAGGCUUCCCUCAUCACAGAGGUGCUAGAAACAGUACCGUUCGACCAAAUCGAGGUGGUUUGCGCCUCACUCCCAGACGUGUACGUGGAGAAACUGUUGGACUUCGUGGCCUCAUCUCUGGAGAAGUCAGGUCACCUGCAGUUCUAUGCCACUUGGGUUGAAAACCUGCUCACCAUACAUGGACAGAAGCUUAAGAACCGAUCAUCAGCAGUCCUGCCCACUGUACAGUCACUACUAAAAGGCAUCAAGAGGCACUACGAUGACCUGUCCAAGCUAUGCGAUUGGAAUAUGUACACCAUCCGCUACACCACGGCCCUGUCCAAGCAGAGAGGACUGAAGAGGCCCGAGGCAGAGACACACAGUAGUGAAGAGGAGGUGAUGGAAUCAGAGGAGGAGGAGGAGGAGGAGGAGGACAUGACAUGUGAGCCUCUCAUAGUAGAGACAGACUCUCUCACAUAGAUCAUUGAGAGAGAGAGGGAGAGAGACUCCAGAAUCAAAGUCUCUCUGUGAAACUGCGACCUGUCCCUAAGCAACACAACCUGAGUGCUGUUGCAGAAUGAUAAACUGGCUUAUGGAGGGGGUGGGCUACAGUGCCAUUCACAGAAUACAGACCUGUUUUUUUUGG